GGCAGCGUGGGGGGGAGACGAGAGGGGGGGCUCCUCAAAAACGCCACCGCCGCGCGCGCCCUAAACCCCAGCAACCUCGAGGGGGGCGCGGCCUCUCAUCUCCCCGGCCGACGACGACGACGACGGCGCCGCCGCUUCGCUCCGGCCGCCGCCACACAGCCGCCCGUGCGCCGACCCCUCGGAAACGGGGGUUCCGGUGCUUUUACCAAGAUGACUAAAAUUACAAGGAGCAAGAGAGAUUCAUCUCGUCAGCUCAGAUCACAUUGUCAGAGACCCUUCAGCCAAUGCAAUUUCAAGAGAGUUGCUAAUCAGGAGUCAGCGUUGCAAGCAACAGAGAAAUAUGCAUGGAAAGAUGCAAUCUGCCCAGUUUGCUUGGAAUGCCCACACAAUGCUGUCCUUCUACUCUGUUCAUCUCAUGAUAAAGGUUGCCGUCCAUAUAUAUGUGCAACAAAUUUCCACCACUCAAACUGUCUUGAUCAGCUUAUAGAUUCGCACAGUAGCUCAAAAGACUGUGAGGACCUAGGCUCCAUAGAGCUUAGAUGCCCUCUUUGUCGUGGCGAGGUUAAGGGAUAUACAUUGGUUGAACCUGCUCGGGAACAGUUGAACCAAAACAAGAGGUGCUGUAUGCAAGAUGGUUGCUCAUACAUGGGUAGCUACGGGGAGCUUUGCAAGCAUGUAAGAAAGAAGCAUCCUUCUGUGAAGCCUCGUUCUGUGGACCCUGUACAUACUUACAGAUGGAGGCGGCUUUUAUUCCGGAGUUCACUGCAAGAUAGGAUCUGUGCAACGAGUUCACCAAUGGUGCGAAGGGUUUUGUAUGCUAUGUUGCAGUUUGAGGAAUUGCUGGCAUCCUUUUGGAAUGAAGGUGAUCAUGGUGCUAUGCAAAUCAAUGAAAUGAACUUAGCUGAUCCAUGAUCUCUCAACCUCGCUGAAAUGUGAGAAUAUCUUAUGCUGUUCUCGCAAUGAAUCAGUGAUUUGAGCCCUGCUGAUCCAUCAUGUGUGACCUGACGUUUUCUGUUCUGAGGGGAUAUUUAUCGCCAUCUUCAGAAGAAACAGAAUCUAUCCUAUGCUAUUAUGAAUCCUGACCAAACUGUUGGUGUAAUGGCGUUGAAGGGUGUUGUUGAUACUUCAUUUUAGCCCCCUUUUGUGUUCUGUGAUGCAUUGUUCUUGUGCAUCCCUUUUGCACUGUGUGACAUUACAUUUUCUUCGGAAAUGCAAGUUCAAUUGCCUCCCCA
Messenger RNA from Oryza brachyantha (malo sina), 1232 nucleotides. RefSeq lists its product as uncharacterized. NCBI's taxonomy places the organism in Eukaryota, Viridiplantae, Streptophyta, Magnoliopsida, Poales, Poaceae. The transcript has 2 exons. The coding region runs from base 211 to 912 and encodes 233 amino acids. The record is from RefSeq and is a predicted model, not a curated record.